Toxorhynchites rutilus septentrionalis is the source of this 7948-nucleotide messenger RNA. It is a transcript of the gene MKP-4, whose product is annotated as dual specificity protein phosphatase MPK-4. The transcript has 6 exons. Gene Ontology annotation, biological process: protein dephosphorylation. Gene Ontology annotation, cellular component: nucleus. The record is from RefSeq and is a predicted model, not a curated record. Gene Ontology annotation, molecular function: protein tyrosine/serine/threonine phosphatase activity. Bases 635 to 1921 code for a protein of 428 amino acids. Lineage: Eukaryota; Metazoa; Arthropoda; Insecta; Diptera; Culicidae.
UGCCGUCACACAGAGGUUCUCUUUAUUGAAUACAAUACUUCGGUUUGGGGUGAAUGAUCAAAGCGAGUUUCCCAUUUUCUGUGGAUUAUUGAUAGGAUUGUAUUAGAAAUCUGUGAGUCGAAUUCAUGCUUUUACCGUAGUGGGAAGCAUUAUUCUAUAGUGUAGCAUUGGAGGAGUAAUUUCAUACAGCCGUAAAAUUGGAGAAUUUGGUGUUCUCGGUGCGAUUAUUUUCAAAGUUAUAUUACAGAGGGUGAGACGCAGUCGAUCGAUUUUUCACCACUUCAUAUACACUAUACUAACGGUGUAAAUCGCGACAAAAGCAUUCCUCCGCCGGAAGUACAGUGCAACAGACGAACAUUCAAGGUGCUCAUCCCCAUCUCGCUGUAUACAAAAGAGCCACAAAGCGCGCCACCGCUGACGACCCGAGUGGGGUGGAAUAUUCAUCCUCCUCGUGAAGCACUACUUCCUUGCAGCACGCGCUUGUUCAUCGCCGACGUGUUGGGGUUCGCUUUUUGCCUCAGUCGCAAGCGGCUGCUCGUCGGCAGCGGAAGUCUUCGAUCAAGCGAACAAACUAAACGGCCUCAAGAUAGGUCAACCCAACAGCACUCGGUACAACGAAGACGGAACCUUCAAGAUGACAGAGGGCGAAAUUGUGGUGAAGAAGGUUCUUGGCCAUGUGCCGAAAGGAAGUGUUCCACGGGAGAAACCGAUGGACUCGAAUGUGGUUUAUCGUCUGACGCGGGAUGAUAUCUCCGGUGGACCGGUCAAUCUGGACGAGAUAGAACCGGGGCUGUGGCUAGGUAACGUCACCGCAGCGGCUGAUUUACCCACGCUGGAGAAACUCGCGAUACGGAGUGUGCUCACAAUUGAUUCGUGCCCGCUGCCAACCCAUAUUACGGAGAAUCCAAGCCUUAGGACGAAAUACAUUCAAGCUUCCGAUGUGCCAAGAGAAGAUUUAAUCAGACAUUUUGAGGAUACGAACAAAUUCAUUAGAGAAAGCCUCGCAGAGGAAAGGAACGUUCUCGUGCACUGCUAUUUUGGUGUCAGUCGUAGUGCCACCAUUGUGAUUGCGUAUCUGAUGGACAAAUACAAGCUGGGCUACGAGGCCGCUCUGCACCGUGUGAAGUCCAAACGGCGAUUCGUGAUGCCUAAUCCGGGUUUCAUCAAUCAGCUCAAACUGUUCGGCAUUAUGAACUACCGAAUCGAUCCGCUGAAUGAGAAGUAUAAAUUGUUUCGCUUGAAGCUGGCGGCGGACAAUGUGCGGAAAGCGAAACGCCUUCCGGUAAACUGCAUGGAUGUUGUGAAGCCUGAUCCGGCCGUUACGCAAGAAACACCCGAACCAAUUGUUUAUCGCUGCCGUAAGUGUCGCCGAGUAGUGGCUACUAAGAGUAAUCUCCUAACGCACAAGCCUAAACCGCCGGGCCAAUCUCCCGCCAAGUACGAAUCGUUCGGUGAUCUGGCAUGUGGGGGCAUCGACAGCGCGGACGAACGGGAUGAGAUCGAGGCUUUAGAUGAGAAAAAAUUCCCUACAGAUGCGCCCGCCGACAGUGAAGCAACGGUGGGCCCCACGAGAGACGUGGAGUCGAGCACGAAUGUGGCCUCCGGCAAGGAAUCUUUGUCCUACAUUACCGAACAGAUGAGACGGAAUUCGAUCGGGAGUGACCACAGCAAUCGUUCGUCCGAAAAAGAUGGGGUGUGUAGUAAAAUAUACUUCACGGAGCCACUCGCAUGGAUGACGGACAUUUUCCACAAUACGCAGGGUCGGUUGUACUGUCCCAAGUGUACCGUGAAAUUGGGGAGCUUCAAUUGGGUGAUGGCCACGAAAUGUCCGUGUGGAGCGGAGAUUUAUCCAGCAUUUUACCUUGUGCCAUCAAAAACCGAAUAUUCAACCGCCGUACAGAAUGUGCAAGUUACGGUGUAAUUUGCAGAGAAGAAUCAGAGCAACAACAAAAAUCCUUUUUCGAAUUUACAUCUACACACAGAGAAACGAUGUCUAGGAGAAAGGUUUUACAGUGGAAAUUGAUGAUAAUAAUUCUCAUGAAACAUAUGUCACUAGUAGCUAACUUACUCUUCCUGUUGGAUUGAUUGCUUGGUCACAUUGACCGCAUUACUAUGGUAGAACAUUAUGAACAUAUAUACAGUAUACAGUCGAAUUGCUAUUUAUGAACCCAAAGGAUUAACAAACCAGUGAAUGCCGCUGAUAAAACAGCUGUAACCACAGGAGAAUACCCAGCCUGAAACGAAGUGAGAGAUUCUAUAAAUAGAAGGUCCAAUAGAUUGUUGAGAUGUAUUCAUCUCCAGCGCCCUUAUUUAUAUAACACGCGAAUGAGCAAAAAAGGAAGGUAAGGCGGCAGAUAAAGAUCGAUUGUAUAUUUUCGAACAAGACCGCAUCGUCGCAUUCAUUGCUUAAAGCGCUACAACCUGGUUCUUCAUUUGGGAGAAACAGAAAGAGAUGUGGUGGUCGUUGUAGUUGAUACUUGGAGCUGAUUCCAUUCAAAUUUAGUCGUUCUCAUUUCCAAAGUCGAUAUAUUUAUAAUCAUCGUUGUUGUCUUUACCAACAAAUCUUCAAACAACUUAGGCGUGGUUACACAAAUCACGUAACGCUAAAAAUGCGGAUUUUGGAUCAACAACCCCUCUCCCCACGCAACAAAUAAGUAACGCAAGACAAACCCCCCUCCCCCUUCAGCAACGUUACGACAACAUAAUCUGUGCAAAAAGUCAAAGUUGUUUGGAAACUUUUCAUAAUUAUUUUAGCUUUUAAUAAGUAUUGAAAAUAUCAGCGUAAAAAAAUCAGACGUCUGCCCAGGUCAGAAUAAAAUGUUUUUAAAUCGAUAUUAUUGGAAACUAGCUGACCCGGCAAACUUCAUCCCGCCCAAAAUGGAUUUUUUGUUUUCAAUAUUUUUAAACAAUCACGUCUUCUUACUAAGCGAACGUUCAUGGGUCCAAUCGCAGAACUAUUCAUUGAUUGAUCUUCUAAUUGACCCUUCACAAUUUCCUCUUACUAUGAAUUUCCUAGUACUUCUAACAAAUCCCGUCGUUAUAAUAUAAUUUUUUUUCAUACACAAUUCUCGUUCAAGAUUUGAAAAACCAUUUUUUUAACAGUUUGACAAUUGUCGACAUAGAGUUUCUCAUGUCGACAUACGUUUUAUAACGUUUUAUCCUAGGACUAACCGUUCUCGAGAUAUAACACCUUUAACUCGUUAAGCCCCGAUUUUUUCUUGCUGAGCUUUCCAUUCAGCGCGCAUCAAGAGCGUUUGCCCAAUAUCAGUGUCGGCCCCAGUUCCCAAAUAUACUUACGAGGGCACUCCGAUAAGUACUUAGCCUACAAAAAAACAGGAAGUGGGUUAUAUCUAUGGUAUAACCGCAAGGGUGACGUAGGACUAUCGUUGAUUUAGAGAUCAUUUGUUUGAAGUUGAAUCUGAAUUCAUUCUGAAUGAAUGAAUAUUUGGGGAACUUCGAAAACGAGAGCGUUACGUUGUAGGCCCAAGGUUUUAUGCAUCCAAUAUUGGAUACGGAAAUAUCCUACUGAUGGGGAAGAAUAAUCUUCAGAAGCUAUCCUGUUAAUUGCGAUUGAUUGAAAAAUCACAAAACCAAAUAUAUUUGGUCACAGUGUUACAUGGAUAGAAAACAUUAAAAUAAACUCUUUCACAUGAAUGUAUUUUUAAAUUCCCAGAGGAACUGGCAGAUUAUAUUCAGUAACGAUUAGAUAUUUCCACAUUUUCCUCGAUACUGGAAGUCCACCAGUGGUUUAUGCUAACUCGAUAACCACCUGUUAAUAGCACUUGAUUGAAACAUAUUUGGUCAUAUGGAUAGAAAACAUUCAAAUAAACUCUUUUACAUGAAUGUAUUUUUAAAUUCCUAGAGGAACUGGCAGAUUAUUUUCCGGAUCUUUCUCGAUGCUGAAUGGCAUCCAAAUGGAAAGAAUUCCGGGCGUGUAUGUGUGUGUGUGUGUGUAGCGGCUGCUUCGAGAUCUUCCCGGGGAACCGUUUGUGGCAUCACUCUCCUCCUGAUGGAUUCUCUUCUGGCCUAAGGUGCACAAACAGGCUCUUGGUGACACCGUUCAUCCGCGCUUAUGAUAAAUGAAGAGCUUCACCACAACAGCGACAACAUGCUCCAAUCGCUGUUCAAUUAGAACUGAGUGGAUUUCCGAGCGACGCUCGCUUAUAUACCGAUUGGUGAUUUCAAUAGCCUGUUUUGAAAGCAAAUUUAAGACUAUUGAAACAAGUUUUUGGAUCAGAAAGUAACAAGUAUAGAACGCGUAGACAUUUUAUCUUUCGAAUGAAGUGUUUAUCAUACCAUUUCGUUCAGUUGUUUAAGAGCUAUUAACACUCAAAAUCUCGGUCUCCGGCGUAACGCUUUCGUUUUCGAAACUUUGAUUUUACACCCCGGUAUAGAAAUGAAAGACGUAGUCCUACGUCAAAACAAAAAUUUUGGAAGUGGCGAUUUAUUUCUCAAAAUAGUCUCCUUUAGCUUGAUACACUUGACCCAGCUCCAACUUCUUUAAUCCAUCUGAAAAAUACGUUUUCUCGAGGUCUGCAAAGUUAGGUCUCCAUGGCGGCGAUGACCUCCUCAUUCGAUUCCAAUUUCUGCCCGGCGAGUGACUUUUUCAAGUUUGGAAACAAAAAAAAACCUUCGGUGCCAAAUCUGGAGAAUACGGUUAAUGGGGCAGCAUUUCGUAUUGCAAUUCGUAAUGUGAACCGGUGCAUUGUCAUGGUGGAAGAGCACUUUUUUCUUCGCCCAAUGGGGCCGUUUUUUCUGCAAUUCGGCGCCGAAUCGGCCCAAUAGUUCGGCAUAGUAGAGCUCUGUGACCGUUUUGCCCUUCUCCAGGUAGUCGAUGUAAAUCACACCUUGUGAAUCCCAAAAAACGGUGGUCUUCAAUUUUCCGGCCGAUAGGACAGUCUUCGCCUUCUUCGGAGCACGUUCGCCGGAUAAAGUCCACUGUUUCGACUGUUCCUUGGUCUCUGGUGUGUACCAGUGGAUUCAUGUUUCGUCGAUGGCCACGCACUCCGUCGGAUUGUGCUAAAACAACGUCAAACACUGCUCUGAAGUGAUCUUACGGUUGCGCUUGUUGACCGGAGUGAGCAAACGCGGCACCCAUCGCGCGGACAGUUUUCUUAUGCCUAAAUUUUCAUGCAGCAUAUGACCCACGCGGUCUUUUGAGAUGUCUACUUUUUCAGCUAUCUCGCGCACCUUCAAUCGGCGGUCUGUCAAUACGAGAUCGUGGAUUUUUGUCACGUUAUCCUCCGUGGUAGCAGUUUUCGGGGUACCUGGGCGUGGUUCAUCAAAAACCGACGUGCGACCACGUUGAAACUCGUUAAAUCAAUUUUUGACGGUCGCCAUAGAAGAAGAGUCACCGUAUACAGCAUCCAAGCGCUCUUUGAUUUCGCUGCACGAUUUCCCUUCCAAAAACGAGAAUCGAAUCACCGAACACCGAUAUUACUCUUUUUCCAUUUUUCUAAAAUCCGCGGACACGCCCGCUUCCACACACGGUCAAAACAAAACUACGAGUCCGAUUCGGCUGAUUCGACAAUUCGACUAGAAAGUAAUCCUGUUGGCUACAUGGCCUUUUCGAUAGCCACCUAACAGGUGCCAACAUCACACUCCAUGCUGACCAAACGAAGAGAUCCAUGCGCAAUAACUAUUGUCCAAAAUACACCCUGAUGCAACGCGAUAAGUGACGACGGAAAAACACCACACCAAUUUCAUUGAUCCUUUCAUUUCUCGCAUAAAUCGAAGGCAGAUGAAUCAAAACAACACCGGAGGGUGGCUAUCAGUUUACUAUCAUUCACUUCACAGCAAUUCCACAAUUCAGUCUCGCAAUUUUUACAAUACACAAUUACAUUACCACAAUUCAUCGUACAUUUCAUUUCUACAUAUAAAUAUAUUUAGAAUAAAACAUAUUUUCAUUUUACAGCUAUCAAAUAUAUACCAUACAACUGACCAGUGUUGAAACAAAUCAUCUUCGCUAAGCUCAAAUGCAAUUUCGGGCUAGGUUGCAUCGAAAACCUAUAUAUUCCAAACGAAAAUCAAAAUGACAGACAGUGAAUAUGGACAAAUGAACUUUUGUUCUUCAAUAUGUUUUGAAGUUUAUUUUUACACCCAGUGUCAUUUUCGUCUUGAAUAUUGAUCACGUCAGAAUUGAAUUUCAUUUUAGCCGAAUGAAUAUCAGCUGUUGUAUACAUACAACCUUAGGCUGCUGUGUGCGGUUGGUUUUUAUUUAGUUCAGACUUUUAUUGUACUGCUGUAUAAGUCCUUCUCAACCUACACAGACAAAAGAAGAUAUAUCAUAAUCCAUUGGACCAUCGAGUCUAGAAGCAAUUGUUUCAUUGAAUUCUGGCGUUUUUAUCUCUAAUAAGGUCCAGCCUGACAAAAUUUUCAUUUUUGAGUUUUGACUCAAAUUCACUGCCAGAACGAAUAUCGCUUCGAAUGUGAUGAAUAUCAAUUUGUUGCGUUUGAUAUUCAAAAUAUAAAUAACUGCGAAGAUUUGAACCCCACUCAAUACCACAUUCAUUCGUUACAGCAAAUUUGUUCAUGCAUCAGCGAUAUGAACAAAAUGAACUCGUUUGUUAUAGUCAUCAAUAUAAUGAGGGCAGUAUGUUUCAAGCUGAGAAAAAGUCAUUUACACUGAAACAAAAUCAUAUUCGUUACUCGUGAAUAUUUGUUGAUAUUCUAAGACACUGCAACUGACACAAUCAUCUUGAUGAUAAAGUUUUUCUGCGGUGGACCAAGCUAGAAUGAUCUGCAUUUUUCCCAUCCGCUGCUCUCAAGGUGAAGGUGGAAGCUAGUCAUUGUAGUAGUAUAGGUAAAACCACGUGUAAAAAUGGGGUAAUAGUGUUUGUGAGAGAAGAGCAAUUUGUAUCGUUUGUGUUGAUUUUUGUACGUAAAUAGAUCAAUUCACUAAUCAGACUGUGUGGCGCUUCACUGACACGAGUAUUAGAAUACAUUUGAAAAAAUAACAAUUCAAUACUAAAGUAAAAUGUAUGAACGAUAUGUUCCAAUGACCAAUUACAAAUAUAAAUAUAUAAAGAAGGUAUAUUUGCAUAUGAAGUAAAAUUCUGAUUAUGCGUGCGUAACAUGAGCAAAUUUAUAACACAUGCGAAUUGGGGCUCUUUUGUUAUUAACAAGUUCUUCCGCACAGUAACUCGAUGUUGAUAAUUCCUUAAUAUUUUCCUUCGUUGAUCGUAUUGUUUUCACAUAUUCACGUUGGAGAGCCUUAACCCUUCUCUUCGUUGGCCGAGGCAUUUUGAUUGAAUGUAAUACUUUUCCGUUUACUAUUUUUGAAAGCAUAGGCAGCCGUGGCAGUGUUCCGAGGUCUGCAAUAUAAUUUUAUUAGCCAAUGUUAAAGUUGUUAAAACUUACAUUAUAGACCCAUUAAACGUAAAAAUAAUAAUUGUAUUAAUAUCAACACAAUUUUAUUUUAUUGAUUUUCAUGACAUGAAAAACUAUGACUCAGGAAUAACAUUUUAUUGAGUGGUUUUUAUAGCUGUUUCGAUGAAGUUGUUUGGCAUCAGUAUCGAAAAAAUAACGAUGCUUUCACAAACAAAACCAUUACAGAAAACUGAAAAAUGAAAAUUUAAUUUUCAGAGCACUAACUCGAGUUUUCCGACGUUUUUCACUAUACAGUGCGACGGCAGAUGAAAAUUUAAUAUAUUGUGAGUAAUCGAUUCGACUUUGGUUGAUAUUAUUUGAUGGGAAGUGUGCGAAAACGAUAAUUUUCUUCACACUGUUUCGCAAAAUUAUUGAUUUUCGGUCGAGGGGUAAGAGAGGGAGAUGAAAGAAAUGAGCGCCAUUGUGGCAGCCAUUUGUGGCUUCCUUCCACCUUCACCUUAACCGAAUUAGCUUCGGCUGUGGACCAUAUUUGAACAAAUAAAAGUGAAUUAUUCAGAAAAAAAAACCUUCAAAUCGGUAAAUACGGCCUAGCUCCUAUCCGAUAGAGCAUUAAGAAAAA